Tuber melanosporum (Perigord truffle) is the source of this 2228-nucleotide messenger RNA. RefSeq lists its product as uncharacterized. NCBI's taxonomy places the organism in Eukaryota, Fungi, Ascomycota, Pezizomycetes, Pezizales, Tuberaceae. Bases 332 to 2035 code for a protein of 567 amino acids. The record is from RefSeq and is a predicted model, not a curated record. The transcript has 9 exons.
GAUCCUACCCCCCCCCCCCACAAGGGGAUACUUGUACAGCGGUUUAGCUGGCCUCCAAUACUUGAGUAUAGACUACAGAAACAGGGAUUCAUACAAUCCUCCCCCAUUCUUUGACCACAAAGCACCCAUCCCCGGACCAAAAUAGAACCCCCCACCAGCCAUUUGAGGACCGGGUUUUGGCCCACCUCCUCCCAAACAACUUUACCCUGUUCUGCCAAGAUAUACCCAUUCCAUUUCACCUGGCGUUUCGUCGACGUUGCUGAUAACCUUCUUCCUUUCUCCCUCUCGCCCUCACUUGUUGGCUGCUCAGGACACGGUGCGGUGAUUCGGUAUGUCGUCGCCCCAGAACCGUCUCAAAAAGAUUGCGGGUCACUUCUCCCCGGAUCGGCCCGUGAAUAGAGCUGAGCUGUCGCCGACUUAUUUCUUGCCUAGAGCUGCGGCGAUCGAGCCGAAUGUCGAGGCGAUUGUCCACCUUACUGCCAACGGCAAGACCGUUGGAAGGACGUACCAGCAGUUUGCGGACCGUGCCAGGGGAUUGGGAUACUAUCUGCGUGCGAAGGGGUAUAAGCGUGUCGGGAUUUUGUCCCCAAAUACACCAGCGUUCCUCGAGAGUAUCUUUGGAAUUGGGGGUGCCGGUGCGGUACAAGUUGCGAUCAACUAUCGCCUCAAGAGGGAUGAUAUCCACUACAUUUUCGACCAUGCGGAGGUCGACUCCAUAAUUGUUGAUCGGGAGUACGUCCAUUUACUCAAUGGGUUCAAACCUGAAAUCCCUAAGAUCGUCGAUGAGGACAGCGGUAAUGACUUGGAAGGGGAUUUUAACAAGGCUGUUCUUGAGGGGCUGGAAAUUGACCGUCGGAGUGGGGGCCGUGGGUGGGAGGGGCUUGCUAUGGAGGCUGGGAGCGAGGAUGAUAUGAUUGCUUUGGCGUAUACCUCUGGAACUACUGCCCGACCAAAGGGUGUAGAGUAUACCCAUCGUGGGGCGUACCUUGGCGCCCUGGGGAAUGUUGUUGAGUCGGGACUUAAUGGCGGAUCUGUGAUGCCUACGGGGAGGGCUAAAUACCUGACCAUCCUCCCGCUUUUCCAUGCGUGCGGGUGGACCUUCCCAUGGGCCGUUGUUAGUGCCCGAGCGACACAUUACUGCCUUCGUAAAAUCGACUACCACGACAUGUGGCGUCUCCUGAAAGAUGAAGGGAUCACGCAUUUCAAUGCAGCUCCUACUGUUAAUACCCUUCUGUGCGCAUCCCCGAAGGCAGUUCGCUUGCCGCAUGAAGUGCGGGUUACUGUUGCUGCUUCCCCGCCAACGGCUAAGCUAUUUGAGGAUAUGAUAAAUCUUAACUUGGUACCCGUACAUGUUUACGGUUUGGUAAGACUUUACGGCCCAAUCACAAAAGGCUAUUUCCUCCCAGAAUGGCACAGCCUUCCCGCAGCAGAUAUGUACAAGAUGAUGGCUCGCCAAGGCCAUGGCUUCAUAACCAGCAAAAUGAUCCGCGUGAUAAAAACCACCAACGACAUCUCCAAAACCGGCGUUCAAGACGUAGCCAGGAACGGCCAAGAAAUCGGUGAAGUUGCCUUCACCGGGAACAUCUGCUGCCGGGGGUACUACAAGGACCCGGAAGCCACGGCAAAACUAUUCGAAGGCGGCGUCCUCCACUCAGGCGACCUGGCUGUCUGGCACCCUGACGGAGCCAUCCAGAUCCUCGACAGGAGCAAGGACAUAAUCAUCUCCGGUGGCGAGAACAUUAGCAGCCUGAGCCUCGAGAGCAUGCUCGUGCACCAUCCCGAUAUCCUUGAGUGCGGGGUUGUUGCUGUGCCCGACGCACAGUACGGUGAGAGGCCCAUGGCCUUCGUCACGAGUAGGAAUCCGGAGCUGAAGGGCACUGACGUAAUUACCUGGGCGAAGAAGGAUAGCCAGAUCUCGGGAUUUAUGGUACCCAGAGAAGUUGAGAUCGUCAAGGAAUUGCCAAAGACCGAGACGGGCAAGGUUAAAAAGAACGUGCUCAGAGAGUGGAGUAAGGGGAAUAGAUCUGCGCAUUGAGGCACCAUGCCCACCCUGUUGGUAGUUUUUGUUUGGUGUGGUGGUGCUGCGGUACUUGCUGUGUAUUUGUUUUGAGCGUCCAUUGUUCAUUUUGCAUAAUUGUUUUUAUAAAAUACCAGAUUGAUAGUUGAGCUGUAGACUUUCUUUUUUUUUUUAGUAUUUUUUAUAAUUAUUAUUGUUAUUAUCCCUUGGA